GGUUGGGCGGGGCUAGGUGGCGGCCAGGAGGCUCAUCCCCGGUGUCAUGGCGUCCUAACAGCAGCAGACUGAAUGAGAGCAAAAACAAGCGUUUUUUGUCUCCGAGGCCCGACACGCUAUCGCCCUUACCGCAAGCUCACGUCUCCACCGAGGGGCUCGGCCUCGCUUUUCGCCGCCCUCCGGCAGCCAGGAUACACUUGAAUUCCCAGCGUUAAAUCCGACGUGAAGGGUGGAAGAUGGCCGACCCGGCGGAGUGCACCAUCAAAGUGAUGUGCCGCUUUAGGCCGCUCAACAGCUCCGAGGUGACCAGAGGAGACCGAUAUAUCCCCAAGUUCCAAGGGGAGGAAACCGUUGUCAUCGCGAGCAAACCGUACAUGUUUGACCGAGUCUUUCAGUCCAGCACGACACAAGAGCAAGUCUACAAUGCCUGUGCCCAAAGGAUUGUAAAAGAUGUUCUGGAAGGAUACAAUGGAACAAUUUUCGCCUAUGGCCAGACAUCCUCUGGAAAGACACACACCAUGGAGGGGAAUCUCCACGACACAGACGCAAUGGGCAUUAUUCCCAGGAUAGUUCAAGACAUUUUCAACUACAUCUAUUCCAUGGAUGAAAACCUGGAGUUUCAUAUUAAAGUGUCCUAUUUUGAAAUUUACUUAGACAAAAUCCGGGACCUUUUGGAUGUGUCAAAGACCAAUCUGUCAGUGCAUGAAGACAAAAACAGAGUACCUUAUGUCAAGGGCUGCACUGAGCGCUUUGUCUGCAGUCCAGAUGAGGUCAUGGACACCAUUGAUGAAGGCAAAUCCAACAGACAUGUAGCAGUCACAAACAUGAAUGAGCACAGUUCCAGGAGUCACAGUAUCUUCCUGAUCAACGUCAAGCAGGAAAACACUCAAACAGAGCAGAAGCUCAGCGGCAAGCUCUACCUUGUGGAUCUGGCUGGAAGUGAAAAGGUCAGUAAAACAGGAGCAGAGGGAGCCCUCCUGGACGAAGCAAAGAACAUCAAUAAGUCACUGUCGUCCCUCGGUAAUGUCAUCUCGGCCCUGGCUGAAGGAACGGCCUACAUCCCGUACCGAGACAGCAAGAUGACCCGUAUCCUUCAGGACUCGCUGGGUGGUAACUGCCGAACCACUAUCGUCAUCUGCUGCUCGCCUUCCUCUUACAAUGAGGCUGAGACCAAAUCUACCCUAAUGUUUGGACAAAGAGCAAAGACCAUCAAGAACACUGUCACUGUGAACGUAGAGUUGACAGCAGAACAGUGGAAGCAGAAGUAUGAGCGGGAGAAAGAGAAGAACAAGACCCUUAGGAACACAGUCACCUGGCUGGAAAAUGAGCUCAACCGCUGGAGGAAUGGGGAGAGUGUGCCGGUGGAAGAGCAGUUUGACAAGGAGAAAGCCAAGGAGGAGGUGCUGGCGUUGGACAACAUCAUCAAUGAGAAGCCGGCGUCCACACCCAACGUGCCCGGCAUCCGUCUCACCGACGUGGAGAAAGACAAAUGUGAGGCCGAGUUGUCUAAACUCUACAAGCAGCUAGACGAUAAGGAUGAAGAGAUCAACCAACAGAGCCAGCUGGCCGAGAAGCUGAAGCAGCAGAUGCUGGAUCAGGAGGAGCUCCUGGUCUCCUCCCGCCGUGAUCACGAAAACCUCCAGUCUGAGCUGAACCGUCUGCAGGCAGAAAACGAGGCCUCCAAGGAGGAGGUAAAAGAGGUACUGCAGGCCCUGGAGGAGCUGGCCGUCAAUUAUGACCAAAAAAGUCAGGAGGUUGAAGACAAGACUAAGGAAUUUGAAAUGAUCAGCGAGGAGUUGAGCCAGAAGUCGUCCAUCUUGUCAUCUCUGGACUCCGAACUGCAGAAGCUAAAGGAGAUGUCCAACCACCAGAAGAAGCGGGUCACUGAAAUGAUGUCGUCUCUGCUUAAAGAUUUAGCUGAAAUUGGCAUUGCUGUAGGCAGCAAUGAUAUCAAGCAGCACGAGGGCGGAAUGAUCGACGAGGAGUUUACCGUGGCGCGCUUGUACAUCAGCAAAAUGAAGUCAGAGGUGAAGACCAUGGUGAAACGCUGCAAGCAGUUGGAGGGCACCCAGUCGGAGAGCAACAAGAAAAUCGACGAAAACGAGAAGGAGUUAGCCGCCUGCCAGCUCCGUAUCUCGCAGCACGAGGCUAAAAUCAAGUCCCUGACUGAGUACCUGCAGAAUGUGGAGCAGAAGAAGAGGCAGUUGGAGGAGAACGUGGACUCUCUCAAUGAGGAGCUGGUCAAACUCAGCGCUCAGGAGAAAGUCCAUGCUAUGGAGAAGGAGAACGAGAUCCAGUCUGCCAAUGAAGUCAAGGAAGCUGUGGAUAAGCAGAUCCACUCUCACCGUGAGGCGCACCAGAAGCAAAUCAGCAGCCUGAGAGAUGAGCUGGACAACAAGGAGAAGCUCAUCACCGAGCUACAGGAUUUGAACCAAAAGAUCAUGCUGGAACAGGAGAGGCUGAGAGUGGAGCACGAGAAGCUCAAAUCCACCGACCAGGACAAGAGUCGCAAACUGCACGAGCUCACGGUGAUGCAGGACAGGCGGGAGCAGGCCAGGCAGGACCUGAAAGGUCUGGAGGAGACAGUGGCCAAAGAACUGCAGACCCUGCAUAACCUGAGGAAGCUUUUUGUCCAGGACUUGGCCACUCGAGUGAAAAAGAGUGCCGAAAUGGACUCUGACGACACUGGGGGCAGUGCGGCACAAAAGCAGAAAAUUUCCUUUCUUGAGAACAAUCUUGAGCAGCUCACCAAGGUUCACAAACAGCUGGUGCGUGAUAAUGCAGACCUUCGGUGUGAGCUUCCUAAACUGGAAAAGCGCCUACGUGCUACGGCUGAGCGGGUCAAGGCCCUGGAGUCUGCACUGAAAGAGGCCAAGGAGAACGCCGCCCGUGACCGCAAGCGGUACCAGCAGGAGGUGGACCGCAUCAAGGAGGCCGUUAGGGCCAAGAACAUGGCCAGGAGGGGACACUCGGCCCAGAUUGCCAAGCCCAUCCGGCCUGGGCAGCAGCCGGUGGCAUCCCCCACUCACCCGAACAUCAACCGCAGUGGAGGAAGCUUUUACCAGAACAGCCAGACUGUGUCCAUCAGGGGCGGCGGCACCACCAAGACCGACAAGAACUGAAGAGCGAGCAGGAAAUGAGGACACCGCAUAAGAAGCCAAUAGCAACCAACCGCGCCUCCCCCAUCUCCCCAGAGACCCUGCCAUCCCAGCCGCCAACCUAUCAAACCUGUCAUUCCUUUUCAGCAGACAGGCUCCUCGUUUCUGCCUCCGAGCCGCCAAGAAGUCUCUGAUUUAUAAAUAUAUAUACAUAUAAAUAUUUCUGGCUGUACAGCUCUAAGCAUUCACUCCCUGCUUAAACCACACCACCUCCCAAGCACCUUCCUCUCAUCGCGAUGCAUCACUUCCUUCGACAAUAAUAAAAAUAUGGGGAGUUUACAGAAGUUAAUAAUUAUGUCCACUCAACCAACCAAACAGUCUUGAGCGCAGCCUUGGCGAGCGAAACUGCACGCGACUUGAAUGUGUAGCUUUCCUUUUUUUUUUUUAAAUCAGUUUUUUUUGUUUAGUUUAGUUUUUUUUGCACAUGACUGUCAUCGUCGUGCGAGUAGUUUUGCACUGCCCCCAGCUGAAUGUAACGGUAGCAAGACCUGAACAUUACACAAAGAAAGACCAAAAAUAGACCCUAUCCUAUUGUGAGACCUAACUCCAUCUUUUUAGGCCAAUCUUUGUACAUUUCAAAAUUAAUAACACACUUCUCACAGUAGAUUUGACAUAUUUCUUUAGGGGGACAGUAAAAAAAAAAAAAAAUGAUAUACACACACACUCAAAAAACAUGUAAAUGGCUAGAUGGCAUCAAACACUACUGUCGUGUUCAGUCAUACAGAUGUUAAAUCUGCACUAUUGCACACGCUCUCCUGGUCACACAACUGGAUGGUGGUAGGAAGGUGGCUAAGGAGGUGGGCCUAAAAAAAACAAAGCCAAGUUGUGCAACGGUGUACUGUAGAUGUAUUUAACUUAAUACCUGUGGAGGCCAAUUGUUUUUAUGGUUAAGUUAAAGCUGUACUUGUUAUGGUCGUGGGGACGAUGUGAAGAGCAAAUGUAGGAAGGAAGAGAAUGAUCCAGUCAACACUUUUUGAAAAGCUUGUGAUGCUACUUGUGCUCUUUUUGCCUCUCACUGGCGGACGCUAUUUAUAUCUGCAAAUACAGUCGUAGACUUGGGGUGUACUCACCAUCACGCCGCACUUGUCCUGUCCCAGGUGGGUGAAAAAUGUUCUUGAUCCAAAAUCAACUUCAAAGGUUCAUUAUUUGCCGCGUCCCUACCCUCGUUAAUAAAUGUGGCGUGUGUGUCUAUAUGCCCCUUUGGGUUGACUUUUUACUGGGCUUGAUGUACUGUAUCGCUUUCCGUGCUUCUAGAUUGAUAAACUGCGCUCGGAGGGUGACUUGUCCAGGAUCCAAACCCUUUGUUGCUGAUCAGCAAGUCAGAAAAGCAGGGUUAAGAAUUGCACAACAAUCUGUUGUUGCCUGAGGAAGUGUUUAUAUAUAUAUAACAAGUCAGCAGUGUAGGAGUUUUUAAUUAUGGUUCUUUGUUUACGUUAUUCUGUCCCCUCUUUUUUUUUUUUAAACCCAACACAUUUAGUUUUUUUGUACCUCGUAAAGCCCCAGUGCAUUGGCUCAGACCAUAUUUGUGAUUGUAACCCUGCAUGAGAACGCUAACACCAUGUACAAGUGCAAUAUAUACUGUAAAAUACACUGUAUAUCAGAUCACGGGUGAUCACACCCUCUUUCAUACUUAUAUUUAUGCACAGAUAAAACAUGAGCUUGUUAUUUAAGGAAAACGGACCGCACUAAAAGAUUUCCACCAGACUAUACAACAGCUGUGCAAAAUAUGAAUCGGCCUGACAUGUCAACAUGAAAUAUAUUCAUCUAGCUUGAAGAAAGACAUCCGGGUUAACAGCACUUGCUCACUAAAUAAAAGCACUCCAUACGUUUUUGACUAAAAAGGGUGUUGCUUCGCUGAGACGCAGGCUGUACUCACGCCCCCUAAGUCUUGAGACAGGACAGUGUCUGGAUGUCAUCCAAGGUGGUUUAUUCCCUGUAAGCUUCAUAAUAGUCUAGAAUAGUACAAAUCUUUGAAGCACGGACCUCAAAAUGUUGAUCUUUUCUUUGUCCUCCCAAUACAACUGGAUAUCAAAUGGAAACAUAGUUAAAAAGUAAAACAUAAUAUCUGUGGCUCCUAAUUUUGCAUUUGUUCUAAAUUAAAGAAAAUACGGUGUUUGCCACUUUUUUAUUACUGUGUAAUAGUUGGUCACAUUUUAAAGGGCAGGUGUUGUUUUUUUUUUUUUGGAGGGGGGAUCCAUGAGUGGACAAAGGUACUGGAUCAUUCCUGGCUAAUUGAGGCACAAAUAACUAGCUCUGACAUGGACGGAGACUGGAUUGUUGAAAGAGAUCACAGUUUUGGAUUGACUGCAUGAUGUAAAAAUGUAUGUGUGAUUAAAUAAUUAUGAAUAAAUA
Nerophis ophidion (straightnose pipefish) is the source of this 5510-nucleotide messenger RNA. Its product is annotated as kinesin-1 heavy chain. The record is from RefSeq and is a predicted model, not a curated record. Lineage: Eukaryota; Metazoa; Chordata; Actinopteri; Syngnathiformes; Syngnathidae. Gene Ontology annotation, molecular function: ATP binding; microtubule motor activity; microtubule binding. Gene Ontology annotation, biological process: microtubule-based movement. The transcript has 26 exons. The coding region runs from base 237 to 3122 and encodes 961 amino acids.